AUGGAGGGCCACUCAACACUAUCUGCCAGUCACUCAUACGAUCCUGGCGGCGGUGGCGGGUGUCACUCUCCUUCCCCUCAUCUCGCCACUUGUCCCCCCUCCGCGCCGCCGGCUGGGCUCUCAUCCUGUCACCCGUCCCUGUCGGCCGAGUGCUGCACGAACUGCGACGACUUAGAGGAACGUGAAGACUUAGACGAACGGUUCUGUACUCCUCCCCCUGACGACAGAAACGCUGCUGCGAUCUACAUCCUCAAGGGACUCAUGGCUUCGCCCUGUGGCCGCACACCUGGAAGCGACGAAUGCCUUGCUUCGAAGGAAGACAGUCCGCUGAAGCUAUCAACAUGGGGUACCAUGACACUCGCUCAAGUCGACAACCUGUUUGUCGAACUUGCUCUGGACGAGUUCAAGAAGAUCAUACCUGGCGAGGAUCGAUCCCACGAGCAGCUGAAGGGUCUCCCGAAAUUUACAUUUCUCAAGAAGCUGUCGAGCGAACAUCGGAAGUAUAAUCCCUUGUGCGACGCGUUCAACGCAGUUGAGGAGCUAGCCGAGACACGCAAUCGAUGGAAGAAUAUAGCACACAUCCCAGAAGAUGCUCACACGGACCAUCGGCCAGACAUCGGGUCGUAUUGCGAGGCGUUAGAGGGCGCAGUUGUCGCAUAUCAAGAUGGCGUGAGACCGCUGAAACGGAAGCGUGCAAGGUCAGGGAAGGUAGAACCGACAAGGACAAGCAGGUCGAAACGUGCGAAGAUGCCGAAGACGAAAGGGGACGACCCAGUUGCAUCAGAAGCCUCAGACUCGGAAGGCUCGGACUCAGACUCUGAGUAUGAAGAGGACGAGAUGGUGAACGACGGCUACAGAGCGCGUACCGCUUGGGGAUGGCUAGUCAGCUUUGUGGAGGUCAAGGACGACGAGAAGGAUUCUGGAUUCCACUUCGAGCAGGAAGCAGAUAAGGACGGAAAGCCUAUGCUCCUUCGGGACGGCGACAAACCGAGGGCUGCGAGGGCCCAGUUCAUCAAGUACUUCACCGAGGCCAUGCUUCGUCAGCAUCGGACCCACUACUUCGCUUUCUACAUCGCAGGGACUUGGGCCCGUGUGUUUCGGUGGGACCGUCUCGGAUGCCUUGUAUCCCCGGCUAUCAAUCUCUCGAAGGACUCGGAGAUCUUCUACAACAUUGUGUACCGAAUUUCCCGAUUGAACGCAUGGGGGUUCGACGAGACAGCUGUGCUGGCGUCUUCCGAGGACGUUCAGAAGCUCGAAGGUUACAACAACGUCGAUGAAUAUCUCCAGCAGUACCGCGACAUGAUAUUAGACUAUCGUGCAUUUUACCCGAUCUACAAAGUUUCUUGUCCGAUUGUUUCGAUGGAUGGCUCCGAUACCCAUGGUGCGACGAAGAGCUACCUGAUAGGUCGCCACAUAUCCGGCCAUUACUCGCCGACAGGCAGGUGCACGCGAGGAUACAUUGCAUUCGACCUUGACAGUCACGAAUUGGUGUUCUUCAAAGACCAGUGGUGUUGUCUAGGUCGUGUCCGAACGGAGCUGGAGACGUACAAGCGGUUGCACCAACACGAAGUCCCGCAUAUUGCCCUGCCUAUGGCAGGCGGCGACGUCGGUCGUCAUGGCACGUUGACACAGGACUAUCUGACGCACAUUCCGCACGAGGAGAGACACUCGCGACGGGUUCAUACUCGUCUGGUGACCAAGCAAGUUGGCUUGAUGCUGGAGACGUACAAGGAUUCGGCAGAGCUACUGAUAAUAGUGGGCCACGCGCUUGUCGCACACUGGAGGGCGUGGGAGAAUGCCGGGGUCCUGCACCGGGAUGUGAGCGUUGGGAACAUCAUGAUAGAUGCAGCUACCGGGGCUGGAUUCCUCAACGACUGGGACCUCGCGAAGUUCAAGGAAGACAUGGACAAACUUGUACCCGCAUCCGAGCCCGCGGGCAUUUCUGGUACUAUACCUUUCAAGUCGGUGCUAUCGCUGCGGUAUCCGCGGAAACCGCCUGAAGUGGCCGAUGACAUCGAGUCGUUCAUCUAUGUGAUAGCUUUCAUGGGGAUGCGGUUUAACUGGCACCAGUUCAGUCCUCAGGACAGGAAGGUGCCCUCAACGCGUGAGAAGAGAAACGAGUUCAACAACACGAACAGUCGUCUGGCCGUUGCGGUGAACAGCUUCUUCUUUCAAGACGAACCUGUCGGCCAAGGUUUCGUUAUGGGCGGAGUGACGAAGCUAUCAUUGAUCAGUCUCAGGCAGCUACCUGUCGUGUUUCUCCCUCACAAUGACAGGAAGCCUCUGAUUGAAGUGUUUUUGACCAAGGCAUGGGACCUUCUCAAUCAGCACUAUAGUCAGCUGGACCUCAAGCGAUACGCGACGUACGAGGUGAAACCAAGCGACAAGGCGCGACCAGACGAGUCCGACAAGCCCAGGCCUCAGCCUAAGGCACGCGAUCUGAAACUGUCGGUAUUUCUUGAGAUGACGCCUGGCGCGACGCUGCGACCGAGGGACGACGUAGGUUCAGCCUCCCAAAUCAUUGCCGCUAACGCAGCCCCGCCCGCGGGCCCACGCGGGGGACUCGACCAUCGCGCUCUCAACGAAGUUCUCAAGUCUCUGUUCUUCGACGACGAUAACAAUGAGCGCGACAUAUCAGUAUAUUACGAAGACAAGGCUUUCGAUCAGCUCGUCCACCAAGGAAUUAUCACUUCGCAGAUGUGGUCCCGCGAAAGGGUGAGCCUAUUCUCUGGUGGGAGGCAGAACCCUGGAGGCGUGGUGAUUUCCGGAAGCUCGACCUCGCCGCUCAGUAAGGGACCCACGCCCCAAGAUGCGCAGGAAGCGGGCGCUCAGCCCGGAUCCCCCGACGGUGAAGACGGUAUCGAGGAAGGAUCACGACAGCGACGGCGUACGAGAAGCGCAGCAAAAUCUGCUCUCGGAACGAUACCCGAGGAGCUCGAGGAAUCUGCCCCAGCGAGGCUACCCCGAACAACGACCUCGAAAGCCAAAGGGAAAGCUGCGUUGAAGCCCAAAGCUGCGAUCGAGCCCGACACUGAGACUACAACGAUAGGAAAGCUGAAGACUCCCGCAUCGCGCAAGCCCAGAGGUACAGUUGCAAGGGCAGCUGCACCGAGCCGGAGAGUGGCACGCAAAGACAUACCUCCUCCGAAAGAUAAUGCGCCACAGGUCAAGAUUGGUGCCAAAGCUACAACUUCUCGCAAAACUGAAACAUCGCGCAAACGUGGCGGUUCAGAGAGAGAGGCGCUGACGAGGGCCACCGGCAAACCUGCUGCGGUCGUGGGAUCCAAAGGAGGGGCUGUGAAGACGGGGCGCGGCAGGAAACCCUCUUCACCCGAGCAGGAGUUCUCUGAAAAUACACAGCUGAGAAGAUCCUCUCGCCUUGCGCAGAAAGGGGAGCGAAGAUGAAACUGUUCUCAAGUCCAACCUCCGACUCUAGUCACCUACAUCUGUACCACUCCGCUUUAUCUGUAUGUCAAU
This is a messenger RNA of Phanerochaete carnosa HHB-10118-sp, 3477 nucleotides long. RefSeq lists its product as uncharacterized. Lineage: Eukaryota; Fungi; Basidiomycota; Agaricomycetes; Polyporales; Phanerochaetaceae. Bases 1 to 3405 code for a protein of 1134 amino acids. The transcript has 6 exons. The record is from RefSeq and is a predicted model, not a curated record.